CGGCGGAUAGGGGCGGGGCACAUCCGUCCCGGGCUCAGGCCCGGGACAGCGCCCGGUGCUGGCCUGCGGGGCGUGCCGGGACACUGCUAGCAGCUUGUAAGCCUCCAGCCCCAUCACCCGCCGAGGCCGCUGCGCCGACGGAGAGGAGACUCCGAGGGGCGCCAGACUCUCCGCGCCCGUGGGGAUGGCCGCCAGGGUCCAGACGGCGCCGUACUGGGGCUUAUUGUCAUUCAACGAUGUGUCCCUGGAAUUUUCUUGGGAAGAAUGGCAGCUACUGGAUUCUGCACAGAGGUACCUGUACAGGGAAGUGAUCCUGGAAAACUAUAGCAACCUGCUGUCAGUGGGAUAUCAUGGUACCAAACCUGAUUUAAUCUUCAGAUUGGAGCAAGGAGAAGAGCCGUGGAUACUAAAUGCCAAAAUGUCCACUCAGAACUGUCCAGAAGUCUGGGAAGAUUGGUACCAGAAAAAUCAAGAUGAGUUUGAAAGUAUUGAGAGAAAUCAUGCUUGUAAUAUGUUCAGAAAACUUCACAUAAGCAAAAUCCACGUUUCUUCAGGACAAAGACUCCAUAAGUGUAAUACACUUGGGAAACGCUGGACACAAAACUCGGGGUCAAGCAGAGGUUAUGUAAGAAAGACGCCUGAUGGUUUUCAUGGGUGUGAGGAAUCACAUUUUCUUAAGCAUCAAAGAGCUCAUAGCAUAGAAAAAUCCUGUGUAUGUAACGAAUGUGGAAAGGCCUUCCGUUGUAGGUCGCAGCUCAUCGUGCACCUCAGGAUCCAUACAGGCGAGCGGCCUUACGAGUGCACCAAAUGUGAAAGAGCCUUCAGUGCCAAGUCCAACCUGAAUGCCCACCAAAGAGUCCACACUGGGGAGAAGCCCUACUCGUGUGCUGAGUGUGGAAAAGUCUUCUCGUUCAGGUCGCAGCUCAUCGUCCACCAGGAGGUUCACACAGGAGGGAAGCCUUAUGGUUGUGGCGAAUGCGGGAAGGCCUACAGUUGGAAGUCUCAGCUCAUUUUGCACCAGAGAAGCCACACGGGAGUGAAACCCUAUGAAUGCAGCGAGUGUGGGAAGGCCUUCAGUUUGAAGUCCCCAUUCGUUGUACACCAGAGAACUCACACAGGAGUGAAACCUCACAAGUGCGCUGAGUGUGGGAAGGCCUUUAGGAGUAAGUCCUACCUCCUGGUUCACACCAGAAUGCACACGGGAGAGAAGCCCUAUCGGUGCAGCGACUGUGGGAAAGCCUUCAACAUGAAGACACAGCUGGUGGUGCACCAGGGCACUCACACAGGCAACAACCCUCACCAGUGCAGCCAGUGCGGGAAGGCCUUCGGCAGGAAGGAGCAGCUCACUGCUCACCUGCGUGCCCAUGCCGGAGAGAAGCCCUACGGGUGCAGUGAGUGCGGAAAGGCUUUCAGCAGCAAGUCGUACCUUGUCAUCCACAGGAGGACACACACAGGAGAGAGGCCGUACGAGUGCAGCUUGUGCGAGAGGGCCUUUUGUGGGAAGUCACAGCUUAUCAUACACCAGAGGACUCAUUCUACAGAGAAGCCCUAUGAGUGCAGCGAGUGCGAGAAGGCCUAUCCCAGGAAGGCGUCUCUCCAGAUCCACCAGAAAACCCACUCAGGAGAGAGGCCUUUCAAGUGCAUCGAGUGUGGGAAAGCCUUCACUCAGAAGUCCUCCCUCAGUGAACACCAGAGAGUUCACACGGGAGAGAAGCCCUGGAAGUGCUCUGAGUGUGGAAAAUCCUUCUGCUGGAAUUCAGGGCUCCGAAUACACAGGAAGACGCACAGAGGGGACACUCGAGUGAUGAUCAGAGGUCCUGAAAAUGCACUCACAUGACGAGUCAUGUGGGAGAGACCAGCACAGCUGGAAAGAGCCUGCGAAGCCCCCAGGAGGCAGUCACAGGGGACUGACAGGACAGGAGCAGUGAGCCCACCAGGUAUGAUGUUGUGAGAAGACGUGGGAUGGUCAUAACUGAGAACACCUUGCGGUUUACUCCGUCAGGGAAGCAUUUUCCAUAGGAACUGUGUUGCAUGGAAAGCCACAUUCCAAAUUGAAAGCUAUGUUUUUAUAAAAUAAAAAAAAAAUUCAUUAUAAACAACAGACUUUUUCAUGGAGGAGUGUAAAAGUUUUUAUUUCUUUUUAAUAUGUAGAUAAAGUAAAAUCACAAGGCACUUAUUCUGAAAGCUAAGGAA
Molecule: messenger RNA, 2193 nt
Organism: Ictidomys tridecemlineatus (thirteen-lined ground squirrel)
Lineage: Eukaryota; Metazoa; Chordata; Mammalia; Rodentia; Sciuridae
Biological process (GO): regulation of cytokine production; regulation of immune system process; negative regulation of transcription by RNA polymerase II
Cellular component (GO): nucleus; nucleoplasm
Molecular function (GO): RNA polymerase II cis-regulatory region sequence-specific DNA binding; DNA-binding transcription repressor activity, RNA polymerase II-specific
Source: RefSeq, a predicted model, not a curated record